Molecule: messenger RNA, 1142 nt
Organism: Nelumbo nucifera (sacred lotus)
Lineage: Eukaryota; Viridiplantae; Streptophyta; Magnoliopsida; Proteales; Nelumbonaceae
Product: Bifunctional inhibitor/lipid-transfer protein/seed storage 2S albumin superfamily protein
Source: RefSeq, a predicted model, not a curated record
UGAUAUGGGUUUCACUCAGUAGUAAGAAUUGUAAAGAGGGGAUCAAAAUCAGAAGCUCUGUUUCUCUUUCCCCCUUUCCUCUUGUUUUGAGUUUCAGGUGAUCAUGGCGAAGUUUCUAAUGGCUAAGCUGUUGAUGAUCUUGGUUUUGAAUUUAGGGGCAAUACUCCCAUCUCUUGCUUGUCCUUACUGUCCAUAUCCAACUCCUCCUACUAAACCUCCCAAGCUGCCACCCAAAUUACCUCCUAAACAUCCCGGCCAUAAGCCCCCACCAAUGAUCAAACCUCCCUACGUUCCCAAGCCUCCUGUUGUAAAGCCACCACCUCUGCCUAAACCUCCUCCAGUUGUCUAUCCACCUCCCCCUCCACCAACUGUUACUCCCAAGCCACCACCACCUCCGGUGGAAACACCUUGCCCACCGCCGCCUCCCAAGGUGGUGCCUCCACCACCCUAUGUGCCUAAGCCACCAGUUGUAACCCCACCUCCAGUUGUUCCCAAGCCCCCUGUUGUUUAUCCACCACCACCCUUUGUGCCCAAGCCUCAUCCUCCUCCGGUUGUCUACCCACCUCCAACAGAAACCCCUUGCCCUCCCCCACCACCAAAGGUGGUGCCAUAUCCACCACCGGCACAACAAACUUGCCCAAUUGACACUCUAAAGCUGGGCGCCUGCGUGGACGUUCUGGGUGGUCUGAUACAUAUUGGCAUUGGCAGUAGUGCUAAGGAUACAUGCUGUCCAGUGCUCCAGGGACUACUUGACUUAGACGCGGCUCUGUGUCUCUGCACAACCAUCAAAGUCAAGCUCCUAAACAUCAACAUCAUCCUACCCAUUGCUCUUGAGGUCCUUGUUGACUGCGGGAAGACUCCACCUCCAGGGUUCCAGUGUCCUGCCUAAGGUCGAUUUGCUACACUUGAUCUUUUCUGGCUACAUUAAGACUCGGUUUACUUGUUUAAUUUACACCCAUCAAAGCAAAUGCUAGACUUGUUUGAUGGACACAAUAAUGCGUGAGAGCUAGAUAGAGGAAGGGAAAAAACAAUAGACCUCCUUGUCCUUGAGAGAACUCAUCUUCUUUUUUCUUUUUAUUGUUGUGUUGUUGUUGUACCAGUAGUAUAUCAAAUCGAUUAAAAUCGACCUCUCUCUCUCUCUC